This is a messenger RNA of Mixia osmundae IAM 14324, 1491 nucleotides long. RefSeq lists its product as uncharacterized. Gene Ontology annotation, molecular function: biotin synthase activity; 2 iron, 2 sulfur cluster binding. The record is from RefSeq and is a predicted model, not a curated record. Gene Ontology annotation, biological process: biotin biosynthetic process. The transcript has 8 exons. Gene Ontology annotation, cellular component: mitochondrion. Lineage: Eukaryota; Fungi; Basidiomycota; Mixiomycetes; Mixiales; Mixiaceae. The coding region runs from base 116 to 1441 and encodes 441 amino acids.
UCGAGAGACCGAUGCCUGUGUGAGCUCUGAUCAGCACAGACAUAGCUGAGACGCACGCUGCAUACCGUUGUACGACAUUGGGCCGAGCAGGUCGACGUUGGACUGUCCUAGGACGAUGAAGUCGUACGGGUAUACGUCUGGACUCGGCCCCCACCCUGCGUCUAUCGCUCCAACCGUCUCCAGCGGUGUUGGGUCGACUGUCAUGAGCGUGCGCCAGGUCCACCGAGCCUUGUCUCGCUCUGCCGCCAGACAAUCUGCUCCUCUUCCGACGACAGCAGCUCGCAGACUGCCUCGACAGCCAGCACAAGCUCGCACUCAUGCAACUGCUCUCGAGCCUGAACGCGAGCCCGCAAGAGGGCUCUUCGAGGACGAAAAGGCCAUCUUGCUCGCAACAAAAGGCAGUGCAAGUGAUGCGCCUCUGAGGAAACGAUGGCAGCGGGCAGAGAUACAGGAGAUCUACGACUCGCCGCUCAUGGAGCUCAUCUUUCGCUCCGCCACAGUACAUCGCCAGCAUCACGAUCCAUCGAAGAUCCAGCUGUGCACGCUGCUCAAUAUCAAGACCGGUGGGUGCACCGAAGACUGCUCCUACUGCUCGCAAUCGUCCAAACACAAGACUGGCCUCAAAGCGACCAAGUUGCUCGACCUCGAGCCUGUACUCAUCGAGGCGCGAAAAGCCAAGGCAAACGGCUCGACUCGCUUCUGCAUGGGCGCCGCAUGGAGAGAUCUUCACGGGCGGAAAUCAGGCUUCAACAGGAUUCUCGACAUGGUCAGUGAGAUCAGAGGAAUGGGAAUGGAAGUCUGUACGACUCUGGGCAUGCUUGACAAAGAUCAAGCACGCCGGCUGAAAGAAGCCGGUCUGACGGCUUACAACCACAAUCUAGACACCUCGAGGGAAUACUACCCAGAAGUCAUCACAACGCGGUCAUACGACGAGCGACUGGCUACAAUCGAGAAUGUGCGCGAGGCGGGCAUCUCAGUCUGUUCGGGCGGCAUUAUCGGUCUGGGCGAGAAAAAGGAGGAUCGCGUGGGUCUCAUCUGGGAAAUGAGCAGGUUGCCGGAGCCGCCGGAGAGCUUUCCAGUCAAUGCACUCGUUCCUAUCGAAGGCACGCCACUGGGAGGCAACGAGCAAGUCAAGAUUCAUGAUAUGCUCAGGACGAUCGCAACAGCGCGACUGGUGCUACCGACCUCGAUCAUCCGGCUUGCAGCAGGUCGGAUUACGUACACCGAAGCAGAGCAAGCGAUGUGCUUCAUGGCGGGUGCCAAUGCCAUCUUUACAGGCGAACGUAUGCUCACCACGCCCACUUCUGGCUGGGAUGAAGACGGUGCCAUGCUCGAGCGAUGGGGCAUGCGCGGAUUGGGCUCAUUCGAAAGUCAGCGCAUGCAGCCUCAUGCUGCUCAGCCUAUCGCAUCUGCCACGCCUCCUGUAGAGGCUGUUGUGUAGAUGCAAAGCGUGAGGUGCCCCAGCAGCGAGCGUCCUCUGCAAGAGACGCG